GUAGGCGGAGUCUCUGGAUGCGCCUCACUGGUUGCCUAGCGACCGAAACCGAGAGAUGCGGGCUCAUGGCGAGUCUAUGUAAAUAACCAAACGGUCCAAAUCGGGCGCAAACUUCUGUGGUUCUGUAGCAGCUCCCAUUGGUACCGCCCAAGCAAAUUGGAGAUCAAAGAGAAACUCUGGAUAUUUAAUUAAGAAACCUCGGACUGUUGGCUGAGCUGUCAGUCUUUCACAAAGGAUCCUAAAAUAGUGGAUUCGGUGCAUCACUACGUAAGGUGGCGCAAGGUCCGGAGCAGAGUGACCUCCUUGUGAAGUUUAUGGCAGCCAGUGGGGUCGCUGUAGUGCCGCAGACAGCGAGUCGCAUCGUAGCCCUCAUUGUGCACAGAUUUGAGUGCAAUCUCCGUCCCGUUACGCAAAGUUCCCUUGUGGACAAAUUUCGUGAAUCUGGAGCCCACAUACUGGAGGCCAGUUACAUAGGUGAGAUCCUUGCAGCCUAAAGCCCCUGUCCGACCCAUUAUAUCCCUGGGCAGCAGCUCAUCUGCCCUCCCUGGGGGGAUCCCAUCAUCCCCCGACCCCCCCAGAAGAGAAGUGAGCAAGAGGAGCAGAUCUCCACGACUCUCCAGGAUUUCCCUGUGCAGCUCGGCCUCAAGCUAUUUGUGCCUCCCAUUGUGGGUCAAAACUGUCAGAAACUGGACGUUACCAGUUUUUAAAAGAGACCAAUUCUUCUAGGACCUGGGAAACCGGCAUGCCACAGCUGCAUUGCUUAUAACUUGCGGUUUUGGCAGAAGUCGGGUUAGGCGGAAGAUGCAGAGCUGCAGAGGUUAUGGCAUUGCCUGAGAUGUUGAGCACUUCCAUGUCUAGCAGCCUCCCUACAACCAUCUCUAGAGAAUCAGUGACAGAAAAGGAUUAUUUUUUGCAGAAUGCAUCGCAUAUUGGGAUUGAGAAGGGAGUUGUGGCAAUUCGUAUCCAACGAGCAUGGAGGUGCUACAAUAACAGAAAGCUUUUUAAACUUCUGAAACACACAGUCCGUGCUGCAGAAACAAGUGCAUCUUACAGUAUUUUGAGGAAAAUCAGUCCCUUGGAAGCAGAGCUGCUAAGAGAUCCUGGCAUGCAGUGUAAAGUUAGAUUCAGAUUUGCUGGGCAGGAGUUUCCACCUUUUAUUGUCUUUAAGAUCUUCCACCGCUCAGGUGCCUUUGGGAACCGAUACAUAUGUGGCAAGCGAAUUCUUCAUCCAUCCAGUGAGGCUGCAGCUGACGCCUGCAAGUUGAUGGGCCCCAGAGCAUAUUAUGAUCAAAUAAUUUACGAUGAACUGGAGUACCAGAAACAUAAAAUCACAGAUAUGGUGGACGUGGCUACUGUUAAAGACUAUGUUAAAUACAAAAGUCACCUUGACGAGACUCCAGCAUAUCUCGGAGGCCGUGAUAACUGCUGGAGAAGACUGUCGCUGAAAAAUAUGCCCAGGACGACAAUUAUGUAUGAUAUAGUGGAAUACGCAGAGUCUGGGGCCCUGUCAGAGAGACUGAAAGGAGAACUGAAAUUACUUUUGCAGGUGCCUGGUACUGAAGAUCUGCAAAUGCAGCAGCUUAGCGCAAUCACACAGUCCAGAUCUCCUGUCCCACCACCAUCACCAGUGUCUUCUUCCAACAAAACACCCCAGCGUCCAUCAUUUCUGUGGCACUCAGCACGACGUUCUCACAAGGCUCGGCUGAAGGCAGUAAAAAUGAAGAGACUAUACAGCAUUAGAAAUGAAACCAAUGAAACCAUGGACGACACUACAGAAGAGAACAGGCACCAGUUCUCAGAAAGAGUUGCUGCUGGGGAUGAAGUGCAUAUUUCAGACGAAGACUGGGAUGAAGAGGCAGAGAAACUUUAUAGAUGGAGCCAAGGACUGUCUCUGGACGAGAGUGUAAUGCCAUCACCUUUACUCCAUUAACUUUAUUUUAACUGCACAACAAGCUACUUAGUUUGAUUUCCUGGAGAACAGAUUGCUUCCCACUGGCAACAGUAUGAGAUGCAGAAAUAUUAUUUGCCCGUUGACAUCAAUGGUUGUUUAGGGG
Molecule: messenger RNA, 2054 nt
Organism: Xenopus laevis (African clawed frog)
Lineage: Eukaryota; Metazoa; Chordata; Amphibia; Anura; Pipidae
Exons: 11
Coding region: 821-1930 (369 amino acids)
Source: RefSeq, a predicted model, not a curated record